GCAUUAACCAAUGUGAUCAACUCCCUAUUUGGAUAACACAUCUGUAUUCCUUACUUGAUCAGUCGGAAGUGAUCUAGUUUAGUAUUUACCCGAUUGUGUUCAGCAGUCUCAUAGACCAUCUUGGGAUGCGGAAUGUAUUUAGUAAUAAAUGUAAAACGUAGCUGGACGAGUUGAAGCUAAAUCCAUUCUUUGAAAAAUCUAGAAAAUUCACACAAUUUUGUGCUUGAAAUAAGUAAGAACAAUGGAGAUCAUUAAAGUAAUUGGAGUUGUCUGUCUAAUCGGAGUUGCCAGGUGUGCAAAUCCAUGGAUUGAAUUUGGGUCAUGGACCUUGGACUUGGUAAACGACCUCGGUAAGACAAUAUUUGGGUUCGAAUGCAGUAGAUGCAAGACAGAAAACAACAAUCCGACUACUCGUUCCGGAGCUACCACACAACCGAAUUCCGAGCCAGGGUUCAUACAAUUGAUCCUGAUAAUUGUGGGUUCCGUUGGAACAUUUGUGGUUAUAGCGGUUAUGAUAGGAGUGUGUAUUUCUAGUAAAAAGAGAAAACCAAGACAGCAUGAAUUUAGAGAAAUGUUCCCUAUGCGUUUUUACAACAGGGGUAUUACACCGCAAACACUGGGUGAUCCUUCUUCAAUGCAUUUUGAUACGGCCGACCCUUCACACAUCCCACUACCCAAUGAUUCAUACCAGUAUCUAUCGCCCAUACAACACCCACACAGUAGACAUCAUAUGGUUAACAUACCAGGCGAGUUUACGACUACGAGUGUUGCCGCCGCAGAACCGAGUUACAUAUACCCAGAAACACCGCCUUCUCCAAGAAUGAACUUAGAUUCUGAACAAUAUCUGACACCGAUAAUACGCUCAGGUAUGUCAACUCCCCUUAAAACAAUGAAUAGGAAUGACGCGCACGAUAUGAGCUUGCCUAUGUUGCCUCUCGUGUAUGAUGACAUCGGAGAACAAGGUCCUAAAUUAACACAGAGGCAAAAAGAUAACGAACUCGUAGGUUCUGGUGAGUAUUGGGACCGAACUUUCAAUCAAAUGACAAAAACGCAUAGUGGAAACAAUUACGAACCCACUAUCUCGCCUGAGUAUGAUGACAUAGGCGAAGUAACUUUUGCCUCUACAUCAGAGCCAAAAGCGAAUGAGCUUGUCGGCUCCAACUCCAAUGCGAAAACGCAUAGUGGAAACAAUUACGAACCCCCUAUCCUGUCUGAGUAUGAUGACAUAGGCAAAGUAACUUACGCCUCUACAUCAAAUCCAAAAGCGAAUGAGCUUGUCGGCUCCAACUCCAAUGCGAAAACGCAUAGUGGAAACAAUUACGAACCCCCUAUCCUGUCUGAGUAUGAUGACAUAGGCAAAGUAACUUACGCCUCUACAUCAAAUCCAAAAGCGAAUGAGCUUGUCGGCUCCAACUCCAAUGCGAAAACGCAUAGUGGAAACAGUUACGAACCCCACAUCCUGUCUGAGUAUGAUGACAUAGGCAAAGUAGUAACUUACGCCUCUACAUCAAUGCCAAAAGCGAAUGAGCUUGUCGGCUCCAACUCCAAUGCGAAAACGCAUAGUGGAAACAAUUACGAAUCCCCUAUCCUGUCUGAGUAUGAUGACAUAGGCAAAGUAACUUACGCCUCUAUUUACGAUCAAAGCCAAAAACGAAUGAGCUUGUCGGCUCUAAAUGAUAACGGUGACUGACGAACUGCUGGGGCUUGUUGUCAAAGAGCAAAUAUGAAAGACGAAGAGUAAGGUGUGUUUUUAUCAUGUGAGAGUAAUAUUUUAUAAAUUUCAUUUAUUUGUAAACUUCAUAUCAUAAAUAGAGAAUGUCGCAUGCAGUAGGCUAUCUAAUUGUUAGUUCAAUAAAUGUGAACGGAAAUAAAGCGCUUCAAUUAUUUAAAAAGACAAACUGUUCGACAAAGGAAGUUGCAACAAUUUGCAAUGGACUAUCAAAUCCUAUUAACAUUGAUUGAAGCAUUUUGUUAUUUUGUUUGAUUUGUGUGUUAAUGCGUGUGAAGUGUAUGGAAAUAUAUAAUAAAAUCGUAUGGUGAGAUUCGGAAGAUUUUCUUUGUCGGACAAGAUAUUUUAAGCAUUAAGAAUUUCCUAAGAUAAGCUAACUUGUCGGACUCUCAACUUCAACAAAUCCCAACGCUUGUCGAGUAGAACAUGUAAGUAGGACUUGAAACAGAAGUGACGGUGAUUUCAUUGUCUGCUGAUAAUUCAUCGAUAAUUUUAAGUCUUAGCAAGUCACCUAGACU
This is a messenger RNA of Styela clava, 2247 nucleotides long. RefSeq lists its product as uncharacterized. NCBI's taxonomy places the organism in Eukaryota, Metazoa, Chordata, Ascidiacea, Stolidobranchia, Styelidae. The record is from RefSeq and is a predicted model, not a curated record.